CCUCGCGAGACCUCGGCGGCGCCGCAAUGGCGAGACCGUGAGUGCCGCAGACGGGAGUCGGAAGAGCGGGCUGGGGCGGGACUCGGCGAGGUCGGGCCGGGGAGACUCGCCAGGCUGCGGCCGCCGGAGCGGGGCGGCGGCCUGGACCCCGGCGGCCGCCGAGACCGAGCUCCCGCCUCUGCCCCAGAUGCCGCGUCACUGCUCCGCCGCCGGCUGCUGCACACGGGACACGCGCGAGACGCGCAACCGCGGCAUCUCCUUCCACAGGCUUCCCAAGAAGGACAACCCGAGGCGGGGUUUGUGGCUGGCCAACUGCCAGCGACUGGACCCCAGCGGGCAGGGCCUGUGGGACCCGGCGUCCGAGUACAUCUACUUCUGCUCCAAGCACUUCGAGGAGAACUGCUUUGAGUUGGUGGGAAUAAGUGGGUAUCACAGGCUGAAGGAGGGAGCGGUUCCAACCAUAUUUGAGUCUUUCUCGAAGUUGCGCCGGACCAAGACCAAGCGGCACGGUUACCCGCCGGGCCCCCCAGAAGUCAGCCGCCUGCGGCGAUGCAGGAAACGCUGCUCUGAGGGCCCGGGGCCCACCGCUCCAUUUUCCCCGCCUCCACCUGCUGACGUCGCCUGCUUUCCUGUGGAAGAGGCCUCGGCACCUGCGGCCUUGUCUGCCUCCCCAGCCGGGAGGCUGGAGCCUGGCCUCAGCAGCCCCUUCUCCGACCUCCUGGGGCCCCUGGGCGCCCAGGCAGAUGAAGCGGGCUGCAGCGCCCAGCCCUCCCCGGAGCGCCAGCCGUCCCCCCUGGAGCCGCGGCCCAUCUCGCCCUCGGCCUACAUGCUGCGCCUCCCGCCGCCCGCCGGCGCCUACAUCCAGAAUGAGCACAGCUACCAGGUGGGCAGCGCCCUGCUCUGGAAGCGGCGGGCCGAGGCCGCCCUGGACGCCCUGGACAAGGCCCAGCGCCAGCUGCAGGCCUGCAAGCGGCGGGAGCAGCGGCUGCGGCUGCGGCUGACCAAGCUGCAGCAGGAGCGAGCGCGGGAGAAGCGGGCCCAGGCCGACGCCCGGCAGACGCUGAAGCAGCACGUGCAGGACUUUGCCCUGCAGCUGAGCAGCAGCGUGGCCUGAGGGGCCACCUGGAGAGGGAGCUGCCCUGAGCCGUGUCUGCCACAAUAAAGGGGAGCCUCAAAAGCA
This is a messenger RNA of Budorcas taxicolor (takin), 1180 nucleotides long. RefSeq names its product THAP domain containing 7 (gene THAP7). The coding region runs from base 188 to 1114 and encodes 308 amino acids. NCBI's taxonomy places the organism in Eukaryota, Metazoa, Chordata, Mammalia, Artiodactyla, Bovidae. Gene Ontology annotation, cellular component: nucleus. Gene Ontology annotation, biological process: regulation of DNA-templated transcription. The record is from RefSeq and is a predicted model, not a curated record. The transcript has 4 exons.